Messenger RNA from Scheffersomyces stipitis CBS 6054, 978 nucleotides. RefSeq names its product replication factor C subunit 4 (gene RFC4). Gene Ontology annotation, biological process: DNA repair; DNA-templated DNA replication. NCBI's taxonomy places the organism in Eukaryota, Fungi, Ascomycota, Pichiomycetes, Serinales, Debaryomycetaceae. The coding region runs from base 1 to 978 and encodes 325 amino acids. The transcript has a single exon. Gene Ontology annotation, cellular component: Elg1 RFC-like complex; DNA replication factor C complex; Ctf18 RFC-like complex. The record is from RefSeq and is a predicted model, not a curated record. Gene Ontology annotation, molecular function: ATP hydrolysis activity; DNA clamp loader activity; DNA binding.
AUGAAAAGAACAGACGAACCGAAGCUUGAGCUUCCGUGGGUGGAGAAAUAUCGGCCACGUCGGCUAGAUGACGUAGUAGGCAACGAAGAGACCAUUGAAAGAUUAAAGCUCAUAGCCAAAGAUGGAAACAUGCCCCAUAUGAUCAUCUCAGGACUUCCAGGGAUCGGUAAAACUACGUCCAUCCACUGUUUGGCCUAUGAACUUCUUGGAGAUGACUACUACCAACAGGCGACAUUAGAAUUGAACGCCUCUGAUGAUAGAGGUAUCGAUGUGGUGAGAAACAGAAUCAAGCAGUUUGCCCAGACUAAGAUCAAGCUACCACCAGGAAGACACAAGAUCAUCAUUUUGGACGAAGCCGAUUCCAUGACGCCGGGAGCACAACAGGCAUUAAGAAGAACGAUGGAAAUUUACUCUAAUACAACUCGGUUUGCCUUUGCGUGUAACCAAUCGCUGAAGAUCAUCGAGCCAUUGCAGUCACGUUGUGCCAUUUUGAGAUAUAACAAGUUGGCUGACGACCAGGUGUUGACGCGUUUGUUGGAAGUCUCGGCAGCUGAAAAUGUGAAGUUCAACUCCGAAGGAUUGCAAGCAUUGAUAUUCACAGCCGAGGGCGAUAUGCGUCAAGCCAUAAAUAACCUCCAGAGCACGGUCGCGGGCUUUGGUUUUGUCAACGACAUCAACGUAUUCAAAAUCGUGGACCAGCCUCAUCCUCUUGUAAUUCAGAGAAUUCUCAUUCAUUGCACAAAAGAUAGGGAUAUUGACAGGGCGUUAGCGUUGUUGGACGACUUGUGGGCCAAGGGAUAUUCUGCCAUCGACAUUGUAACUCUGACAUUUAAAGUGUCCAAGACAUUGCCAGGUAUUGGCGAACAGAAACGGUUGGAAUUGAUAAAAGAGGUUGGUUUCGUCCACAUGAGAGUGUUGGAGGGGGUUUCGUCAUACUUGCAGUUGUGUGGGUUGUAUGCAAAGAUCUGUGACUUGUAG